Messenger RNA from Monoraphidium neglectum, 984 nucleotides. RefSeq names its product Vesicle-associated membrane protein. The transcript is spliced from 8 exons. Gene Ontology annotation, biological process: vesicle-mediated transport. Gene Ontology annotation, cellular component: membrane. The record is from RefSeq and is a predicted model, not a curated record. Lineage: Eukaryota; Viridiplantae; Chlorophyta; Chlorophyceae; Sphaeropleales; Selenastraceae. The coding region runs from base 1 to 984 and encodes 327 amino acids.
AUGGCGCCCCACAAGCUGCUGUAUGCCGCGGUCGCGCGUGGCACGACAGUGCUCGCAGAAGUAAACUACACAACAGGUAACGCGCCCCAGAUUGCGCUGCGGAUCCUGGAGAAGCUGCCGCAGGAGGACACCCGCAUCUCCUACGCUCAGGGUCAGCACAUGUACCACUGCCUAGUGACCGACGGCGUGUCGUUUAUAUGCAUGACUGAGGAGGCCCUGGGCCGCCGCAUCCCUUUUGCAUUCCUGGAUGAUGUCAGCCAGCGGUUCCUGGGCAGCUACGGCUCCGCCAGAGAGGCGGUGGCCUACGAGUUCAACACGGAGUUCAGCGUGGUGCUGGGGCAGAGGGCCGACUUUUACAGCAGCGACCCCGCAGCAGACACCAUCAACCGCGUGCGCGGCGAGAUCAGCCAGGUGAAGGACGUCAUGAUUGAGAACAUAGCCAAGGUGCUGGACAGGGGGGAGAAGCUGGACCUGCUAGUGGACAAGACGGAGCUGCUGCAGGGGGAGGCCUUCGCGUUCCGCAGAGAGGCCACGCGCGCGCGCCGCGUCAUGUGGUGGCAGAACGUGCGCAUGUGGUUCAUCAUGGCUGGCUGCGCGUCGGCGGUGGUCAUGAUCAUCGUGAUGAUGGCAUGCGGCUGCGACGGGCGCCUGCUGCGGGGGCCGGUGUCGUCGUUGUCACCCGAGGCUGCAGUGCUGACCGUGGAUGGCGCGGCUUCGGGCGCCAUCCGGUCGCUUUUGAAGCAGGCAAAGGAGGAGUAUGCCGGUGACUUGUACCGCGACCUACCCUCACCGCGGAAGGUGCAGACCAUUUCGCCCACGGGCAGGAGCGGCACCGCCAGCUACAGCUAUGCCUCCAGCAUGCCUGCCACCAAGAUGAAUAGCCCGAUCAUGGACGGCUGGCUGGCUGCUGGCAGCGGCGGCGGCGGCGUGCGUGCAGCGUCCUAUGCGUCGGCCUAUGCGUAUGGAAACUACCGCGGCCUGUAA